AUGCGUUUUUCUUUCGUCCUUUCUUUUUUAUUUCUUCGCUUCUUUUUCUUUUCCUUUUUUUUUCCUCUGUUUUUUUACCUCAUUUUCUCUUUCUCUUUCCUUUGCUGCAAUUCCUCCUACUCUCUUUCCUUUGCCUUUCCUCCUCUUCCUCUCUCUUUCCUUUCCUUAUUUGCUCCUCCCUUCUCUUUCCUUUGCCUCAUUUAUUCCGCCUGUCUCUCUUUCCUUUCUUUAUUUCCUCCUCUCUCUUUCCUUUGCCUCAUUCCCUCCUCCUCCUCUCUUUCCUUUCCUUAUUUCCUCCUCUCUCUUUCCUUUGCCUCAUUCCCUCCUCCUCCUCUCUUUCCUUUCCUUAUUUCCUCCUCUCUCUUUGCUUUGUCUCAUUUCCUCCUCUCUUCUCUCUUUCUUUUAAAUCAUUUCCGUCUCCUCCUCUCUCUUCCCUUUGCCUCAUUUCCUCCUCCUUCUCUCUUCUUUGCCUUACUAUGCCGAGAGAGUUUCAUGCAGAGAGAUGUUUUAAACCUCGCUUCGCUAACCUUUUGUAUAAGCCGUGAGUUAAAUUCUUACCGAGUGUUCUAG
This is a messenger RNA of Acanthosepion pharaonis, 570 nucleotides long. NCBI's taxonomy places the organism in Eukaryota, Metazoa, Mollusca, Cephalopoda, Sepiida, Sepiidae. The record is from the annotation of a GenBank genome assembly.